Encephalitozoon hellem ATCC 50504 is the source of this 735-nucleotide messenger RNA. RefSeq names its product putative PP-loop ATPase. NCBI's taxonomy places the organism in Eukaryota, Fungi, Microsporidia, Unikaryonidae. Gene Ontology annotation, molecular function: diphthine-ammonia ligase activity. Gene Ontology annotation, biological process: protein histidyl modification to diphthamide. The coding region runs from base 1 to 735 and encodes 244 amino acids. The transcript has a single exon. The record is from RefSeq and is a predicted model, not a curated record.
AUGAGGUAUCUUGCACUUGCCAGUGGAGGGAAAGAUAGUUUGUAUGCCAUGCAUUGCCUUGGGCAGGAAGGACAUCAAGCUGUAGGACUACUGCACAUGAGAUGCGGCGACGGAUAUCAGGAUUCGUUCAUGUACCAAACUGUUGGGUCUGAAGUGAUUGAAAUGCUUGGAGAGUGUCUAGACAUCCCUGUUUUUAUUUAUCAUACCAGGUGUAGAAGUAUAAACCAAAGCCUGGAGUACAAUAGAGAGGAGGGAGACGAGGUUGAGGAUCUCCAUGCCGCCAUUUCUCACAUCAAAGAGAAAAUAGAGUUUGAGGGUGUGUCAUCAGGAGCGAUUUUGUCUAGAUACCAAAAAAAUAGGGUUGAGAAUGUGUGCAAUAGAUUGUCUCUUGAAUGCCUAUCUCCACUUUGGGAAAUGGACCAGAAGAUGCUGCUUACAGAGAUGAUAUCUUGUGGCAUGGAUGCAAGAAUAGUGAAGGUUGCAUCGUCUAUUUUGGGAAGGGAAUGCAUAAAUAUGAGUCUAGAUAGGAUUUUUGAUUGCCUGAAUUCGGCACAGGAGGAGGUAAAUUUCUGUGGAGAGGGAGGGGAAUACGAAACAAUUGUUCUUGACUGUCCCAUGUUCAAGAAGAGAAUUAGUGUAGAUGAGUACGAAGUCAUGUCACACCCUGAAGAAAUAGGAAGAGAGGGAUGUGUGUUCUAUAUGAGGAUUGUGAAGACGAGUCUAGUAGAAAAGUAG